AUGUGGCGCAGUUUCCGUCUGACCGUCCUGGUAACAAUAAUACUUCAACGAGGAAUACGUUACUGGUUUUUCAUGGACUACCACAAAACCCGGACAAUAAUCCACCACCGACCUGGACCAUGUAGAUAUCUGGAAGGCGCAGAUGGCGGUUCGGAAGACCUCACAGUAUUAGACAAUGGUUUAACCUUCAUCUCCUCGGGUUUAUGUUCUUGGGCUCGAAGUCGAAUUCUUCUUUUUGACUUUAACCGACUUGAAGAUCCAUCCUAUAUUAUCAGAGAGUUACCAAUUGUUAGUUCCACUCUAAAUUCGUCAAAAGUAUCUUUCCAUGGACUGAGUGUUUGGCAGGACGAUACAACAGGGGAGAUCACCCUGAUGGUAAUCAACCAUGCCGAAUUUGAAGACCACGUGGAAGUGUUUUGGUUCCGGAAGAAUUCUCUGUCAUUACUUCACGUCGACUCUAUCACAAGUCCAAAACUAACAGAUAUGAAUGAUUUGGUUAUGACCAGCAACAGAACUUUUUACAUCACCAAAUACAAGUCAUUUCGAGGCUAUCUCUGGCUGCAGCUGUUACUGAUGUCAACGGACGGUGAGAUACUGUACUACGAUGGCAUGGACUUCCGGAGUGUGGUACAGGGGCUACACUUACCCAACGGCAUCAACGUGUCACCAGACAAGAGACAUCUGUAUGUGUCGGAAUUCGGCAGGAAGCAGCUGAAAUCUUAUCGUAUUGUUCAUACUCAACUGAAACACGUAGAUGACUUGUACUUGAAUUCACUUCCAGACAAUAUAGAAAUAGACCUGGAAACGGGUGAUAUAUGGGCUGGGUGUCAUCCCGUUCAUUAUCAGCUGAUGGAGUGUAUCGAUGGCAGGUCUCAGAGCCGUGCACCUUCACAGAUCCUGAAGGUGAAGACAUCAGAGGGAAAGUUUACGGAGGCUGUGGAGGUGUUCAGAGAUUCUGGAUCUGAGUUAACCGGAUCUACUGUAGCCUCUGUCUAUCAGGGUAAAAUGAUAGUGGGCACUCUGGCGUAUCAACUAAUGGUGUGUGACCUUGUAUACACGGACUGA
Molecule: messenger RNA, 1065 nt
Organism: Ylistrum balloti
Lineage: Eukaryota; Metazoa; Mollusca; Bivalvia; Pectinida; Pectinidae
Product: serum paraoxonase/arylesterase 1-like
Exons: 9
Coding region: 1-1065 (354 amino acids)
Molecular function (GO): arylesterase activity
Source: RefSeq, a predicted model, not a curated record